This is a messenger RNA of Cladocopium goreaui, 1371 nucleotides long. Lineage: Eukaryota; Dinophyceae; Suessiales; Symbiodiniaceae. The record is from the annotation of a GenBank genome assembly.
ACAUGUUUUUGAAUUUGGGCCAUUUAAGUGAUGUCGGCUCGUCCCAGUCCCAAGGCAAAAGCUGUCACUAUCCCAAGGUUGAAGGGCAGCUAUAGCUCCGGCCGCAGCACUGGAAGGAGCUCACGCAGCACGGGAGGGAGCUCCAGCGAUGUCAUGACGCAGACGGAGUCGACCCCUUCCCCAAGCGACGACACUCUGACAACCUCGCCCAGCGUGCAAGCAUCGAGCAGCAGAACAGGGGAUGGUGAUGACACGCCGAAACGCGGUCGUGGAAUUCACAGCGAUUCCUGGGAUUUGGCCUCCUUGGAUCCGGCCACGUGGCCCGUGUUGAAGGAUCCGUUCGGUACUUCCACUUUCCGCUUCACGACGGACCGCAUGAGCAUGGCAUCAGUGCCCGAAGGUGAGUUGUCCACGACCUCCCAGACCUUGGAAGACACCGUCGCGGAGGCACAGCAGCAGAAUGAAGAGUUGCAUCAGCUUUGCCCCUCAGCUGCAAAGGAAGAUGGCCAUGAAAAGACUAGGCCCUAUUUCCGCCAGCCUUUGUUUCAAAUAUCAGGUUGGGACGUGCUGCGGCUUGCUGCAAGCCUGGAGAAGGUCAAAGAGGCGCCCUUGAGCCACCGUGACUUGGUGGAGGAGACGCAACGCUGCAUGCAGCUGCUGCGGCAAAGGCUCCAGGACGUGCCGCGGCAGGUUGCUGCAGAGAGACCUGUCGGACCUGUCUCGGCUGCCAGGUCCGGUGCAAGCUCUCCUAUGGCUGGUCCGGCUCCUGCGCCGCGAUCGCCCAUCCUGAAGCAAUUCAGACUCGUCGAUCCUUCAAUCGUGAGCUCUGUGGCUGCUCCAUCAGCUUUGCCUUCAGCCCCAUGCACUCCCUGCACCCCCUGCACUCCUUGCACUCCCUGCACUAUCACCUUGCACAGCCCACCACAGGUCUCGCGUUUUGUGUCGGAUGGCCGCGCCUCUCCGGAGGAGCGGCGCGCCUUCUCACCCUUACGUCCCGUUUGGCCUGUGGUCCCAGGCUCUCCUCCGCGGUCGCGCUCGGUGAGUGUGACUGGGUCGCCGAGUCGCGAGGGACGCGAGGGACUGGGGCCAAUGAUGGAAUCUGCGAACGAAUCUGGUGGAAUUGGUGGCCGGAAAGUCAAGGAUCCAGACAUGGUGACAUGGUGUUGCUUUUUCUUUGUGCCAAUCUUGUCGAAGAUGUUUCAGGCGCUCUUUUGGGGUUCUGGUUGCAGACCCCCCGCUUUUUUGUUGCCUCCGUUCUUGGCUUCAACUCAUCUCUGGAUGCUCACUGGCAAAUGCCAGCCUGUGCUCUCCUUCAGCAUCGCAUCAAAAAAGCGCAAAGGCAGCCUGGACCGUGACCCAGCCCGUUGCUGA